This is a messenger RNA of Pelobates fuscus (common spadefoot toad), 4325 nucleotides long. It is a transcript of the gene PLCD3, whose product is annotated as phospholipase C delta 3. NCBI's taxonomy places the organism in Eukaryota, Metazoa, Chordata, Amphibia, Anura, Pelobatidae. Gene Ontology annotation, biological process: release of sequestered calcium ion into cytosol; phosphatidylinositol-mediated signaling; lipid metabolic process. Gene Ontology annotation, molecular function: calcium ion binding; phosphatidylinositol-4,5-bisphosphate phospholipase C activity. The coding region runs from base 130 to 2370 and encodes 746 amino acids. The record is from RefSeq and is a predicted model, not a curated record. The transcript is spliced from 15 exons.
GAGGCUGGCUUAGGACAGCUUACACACAAAGCAGCAGAUACAUAGAAAAAUAAAUCACAGAGUGAAAAGGGAAGGAAUAAGGACAUAUAGGAGGAAUACAGAACGUGGGCACCCAGGACAAGGCAUGCCAUGUCCGACUUGUGGUCCACAAUGUGUGGAGGCAAAAAGAAAAAGUACCAGGCUGAACCAGAAGUGGUGGUGCAGAAGGUCCAAACUGUCACCAAGGACCCUGGUCUGAGGGCAUUCAGGAAGCUGGCUCUCUCGGAUGACGAUGAUGUGAAGACCAUGCUUAACGGCUCCAUGCUCUGGAAGAUAAAGGCAGGGUGGCGCCAGCAGAGACUUUACCGCCUGGAAUCUGACGGAAUGACGAUCUGGUACCAAAGCCGCAGAAAACGGGCACGUUCCAAACAGAUCUUUUCCAUCCUUCACAUCGAGUCUAUCUGUGAAGGACGUCAGUCCGAGGGACUCCGUAGGAAUGGCCAACGCUUCCCAGAGAGUUCCUGUUUCAGUAUCGCUUUUAUGGGAAGAAGAAAGAACCUUGACCUGGCUGCAGCGACCGAAAAUGAGGCACGAAGUUGGGUACAGGGACUGAGGAAACUCAUACAGAGAGCCGAGGCAAUGAGCCAGCGAGAGAAAUUAGUACAUUGGAUCCGGGAUUAUCUCCAUCAAGCUGAUAGAGAUGGUGACGAAAAGAUGACGUUUCAAGAGGUGAAGGACAUGCUGCAGAUGAUAAAUAUUGAAAUGAACGAUAUGUAUGCAUACACUUUGUUUAAGAAAUGUGACCGCUCUAACACAGACACCCUGGAGGACUGUGAGAUUGAAGAAUUCUGUACUCAGCUGAUGCACAGGUCAGAACUUGAGGAGAUAUUUUUCCAUUACUCUGGAGAAGACCGGGUAAUGUCCACCGAAGAACUACAGGAAUUCCUGCAUCACCAAGGGGAAGAGGUCACUCUGGAAAGGGCUAAAGGAAUCAUCCAUAAAUAUGAACUCAACGAGAAAGCCAAACAGCAUGACCUGAUGAUGUUAGAGGGUUUUAUGAUGUACCUGCUGUCUGAGGAAGGCGACGUCUUCAAUCAAGAACACAAGAAUGUCUACCAAGACAUGACACAGCCCCUCAGCCACUACUUCAUCUCCAGCUCCCAUAACACCUAUCUGACCAAUCACCAGCUAGUGGGGAACAGCAGCACUGAAGCCUAUGUUAUGGCGUUUAAAGAGGGCUGCCGCUGUGUGGAACUUGACUGCUGGGAGGGACCCUCUGGGGAGCCCGUCAUUUACCACGGGCACACUCUGACCUCCAAAAUAUUAUUCAAAGAUGUCAUUUCUACCAUUCGAGACAAUGCUUUUAAGAAUUCGCUGUUCCCUGUCAUCCUGUCCUUGGAGAAUCACUGCGGGUUGGAGCAGCAAGCGACAAUGGCUUACCACCUGCGUAACAUUCUGGGGGAUAUGCUGAUAUCAGCACCAAUCAACAAUCUAGAAUCAGAUCACUUACCAUCACCAGAGGCUCUGAAGCGAAAGAUUCUGUUAAAAGGGAAGAAGCUGAAAGAACGUUCAUCACCAGAGGAAGAGGAUGGAAGAACCAGGGUGGAUACGGCACCUGAACUUUCGGACCUUGUGGUGUAUUGUCAAACGGUGGAAUAUCGCGAUCAACCGGGCAGUGCUUGUGAAAUGAGCUCCUUCAGCGAGGAUAAAAUUCGUAGACUCAUAAAAGAAUAUGGAAAUACCAUAGUACGGUAUAACACUCGACAGCUCAGCCGUAUUUAUCCAGAUGGACUGAGAGCCAACUCUUCAAAUUAUAGUCCUCAGGAGAUGUGGAAUGCCGGCUGCCAGCUGGUUGCUCUGAAUUUCCAGACCCCUGGAUAUAAAAUGGAUUUAAACCGGGGUCGUUUCCAGGAUAAUGGUCGUUGUGGAUAUAUCCUGAAACCGGAAUUUCUACGGAGGGCAGAUACUUCCUUCAAUCCCGAGAUAGUCAGCAACAGCAUGAAGAUUCUCCAUGUCAGGGUUAUUUCUGCUCAACAACUCCCAAAACUCAACAAAGAGAAGCCAAGUUCAAUUGUUGACCCUUUCGUUCGAGUGGAGAUUCACAGUGUGGGAAGGAAGCGAGAACAAGAGACAAACUACAUCCUUAACAAUGGAUUUAACCCCCUUUGGAAUGAAGAACUAAGGUUGGAGGUUCUAGUACCUGAACUUGCCCUUGUGAGGUUUGUGGUAGAAGACUACGACAAAACUUCGAGUAAUGACUUUGUAGGACAAUUUACGCUGCCUUUCCCCAGCCUGAGGCAAGGUUAUCGCCAUGUACACCUUUUCUCCAAGGAUGGCACCUCACUCUCCCCUGCCACAUUGUUUGUACAUUUGCAAAUCAAGGAUCCGUGAAAAUCUUUUGGAACGUGGAAAGUUCUGAUCUCUUCUUCUCAGACGACUGCAGGAAGCGGAACAAGUGUGGCCGGGUAGAUGCUCAAUAUUUUGUAUGCCCUUAGAUUUUCAGGCACUGCUGGAGGAACGAAUUAAUUCUCAACAAACCUGGUCUACAAGGUCUCUCUCCACAAUGCAUGCCUGUCAAACACCUAGUGACUCAGUAUAUAUCGGUUUAACAAAAAAAAAAAUAAAAAAAAAAAAUAAUCUGAUCAGUGGUGCCGUAUAGGAAAUACCUUUAGAAUACCUGAUCAGUGUUACCAAAAUAUGCCUUACCUAUUUGGUGUUAAAAAAAAUCCCAAAGCCGUAACUAGCUGGGCAUAAUCCAGUGGUGUUUUGCAAGAGAAAAAAAUGUUGCUUUCUGUGCCAAAUGAAAAUGAUUUAUAAUAAACACAUCACAUAGCACCGGUUAGGAGGCAAAUAAUAUAUUUUUAGAGGUAUGCUUUCUGUUAAAUGUAUAUAGAUCUAUACAAGAAGAUAAAGUAUCAACCUUAUGCCAUAAAAUAAAUUACUUGAUAAUUAGCAUGACAGUAAAGCCAAAUAUUUUUAUGGAUGAGUCAGGCGAUGGUAAUUAUUUUGUAUGUAUGUAUAUAAAAAAUGUAUAUACAAUGCUGUGCAAAUGUCUUGACUAUGGAGGACAUAUAUGUUUAAAGCUAUUUAUUUGGACGUUAAGUUGUUUAUUUUCUCAGACAAUAUACCAUACAAUACUACAAUACAAAUAAACAUUAAAUAUUUUAAAAUACAAAAUACUAUUGUUAGCUUGUGAGAUGCUAGAUGUAUAAUUCUUUCCCAGACCACAAAUUGACAUACGAGUGCGGCUAGUGAAAUGUAAGAAAACAUGAAAUGGUCUGGAGUAUCGUAAAUGAUAAGCCUAGGAACCAUAACAACUGCAGUUCUAUGUAGUUGUUAUGGUGCUAGGAGCCUCCAUUUUUUGAAUGGUUUGAGACUCACCUGGAUCCCCCCCAGGAGCCACCAUUCCAGCUUCCUGUUCUCAUGUAAAAAAAAAAAAAAAAAAAAGUAUAGUGGAAAACAAAAAUCAGAGAAUUGUACAUCGAUCUGUGAAUUUUCUAUUUUAUGCCAAAAUAGUCAAGUUGUAAAACUAGUGGUAUUGAAGAUUUUUUCUAAAUACUGUAUUAUCUUGAGUGUUAGGCUAUUCAAAAAUAUAUAAAUAAAUAUGGUUUCAUUUAUAUAUAAUAUGUAUCUAGACAACUCUAUAGAGUUGUGUAUUUGUUCUCCCAUAGAAGAAUCUUUCUUAAACCAGGUGUACGGGACUAUUAAAGGUCCAGGUUUGUAUUUUUUCCAAUAUGCCCGCUAAUAGGGUUAUUUACUAAUUCAUUAACCUUGCAAUGCUUUUCAUCAACCACUACCCCAUAGAUCCAGUCACCUUCCUCCAGCACCAUAAUCCACUCAUCUGCCGCAGGUAUACUACCACAUCCCCAUAAACCCCCCAUCUCUGGCACCAUAACCACUUCAAACCCCAUAAUCCCCUUGUUAGCCCCGUGCCUCUUACCGUAUAAUGCCGUCAUCCCUAUCUACAUUCACAGUAUUUUAACCUCCUAAUCCCAUUAUCCUGGUCCCUCCGUUCUCAAUCCACACAGUCCCACUAAUCCUAAUGUUCCAUAGCAAAAAUUAUAGAUGACAUUCCGUCAGCCUGAAGCAGUGUUUGGAAGCUUGCAUCACUCAAAGAAUGGCAAUCAGCGUACAGCUACGUAAUUAAUGGGGGUUAUCAAUGUUUACAAGACAACAGCACAGAGAAAGAUUUCUAAAUAUAUAAGAAUUAUAUUUUAUUAACUUUGAAUGCGUCCUCCUCUGUUUGGCUAUAAAACCAAAGUAUUGUUUUAUUUAAGUUCUCUUUGCUCUGUUAUAACUACAGGACGAAAUCCUCUCUCUUUGUAAUAAAUGUACAUUUUCAAGUU